Messenger RNA from Passer montanus (Eurasian tree sparrow), 3022 nucleotides. RefSeq names its product SH2 domain containing 1A (gene SH2D1A). The coding region runs from base 545 to 922 and encodes 125 amino acids. The transcript has 7 exons. NCBI's taxonomy places the organism in Eukaryota, Metazoa, Chordata, Aves, Passeriformes, Passeridae. The record is from RefSeq and is a predicted model, not a curated record.
GACAAUGAAGAGACGUGUGUGGGUGCUUGGGGCAAGACCAGAGCAGACACAUUCUUCAGUUGUGUGGUGAUACAGCAAUCUUUUUCCAUUGCCCUGGAUGUAAUUUUGAGCUCUGUUUUGUCUAACUGCACAAAACAUACUCAGGAAGGGAGAACUAGAGAAAACAAUGGUUCCUGAGCUCUGCUCACCCUGUCCUGCCUGCCUGCCUGCCUGACUGCCUCUCCCACAGUGGAACGUGUGGCCUGUCAUGGGGGAGCCCCAGGGAACAUGAACACAGUGAAAAAAUGCAGCGUUGCCACCAGUUCAGAUGGACCAGGAGCUUUAUUGGAGGACUGACUUUAUUUCUUACAGCUGUUGGGAGGUUUCUGUUCCUUUGAAGCUGAGGAGAGCACAGCGAAGGUGUGGGAGUGCUGUCUCACUUCAGAGGUGUGAACACAUCCUGUUUACAUCUGCCACCCAGACGGGAGGCUGAGGGAGCCCACGGCUGAGGCACAGGGGGAAGCGCCAGGCACGGGAGAGCGGCGGCAGCGGGACAGGCCCUGGCAUGGACACAGUGCCCGUCUACCACGGGGCCAUCACCCGAGAGGCUGGGGAGAAGCUGCUGCUGGCGGCGGGCACGGACGGCAGCUACCUGCUGCGGGACAGCGAGAGCAUCCCGGGGGUCUACUGCCUCUGCGUGCUGCAUCAGGGUUAUGUUUAUACCUACAGAGUGUCCCAGACAGAAACUGGAUCCUGGAGUGCUGAGACAGCGCCUGGGGUCCACCGGAGGCUCUUUCGGAAGGUGCACAACCUCAUUUCGGCCUUCCAGAAACCCAACCAAGGCAUUGUAACACCCCUGCAGAACCCAGUUGUCAACCACGUGAAAGCCAACUACUCCCCAGGGAGGAAUGAAGGCUAUGACUUCCACCUGCAGCCAUCAUGAGGAUGUCUCCCCAAGUGUGACAUAACCACAUCUUCCAGCGUCUCCUCUAAUCUAUGCUUUAAAACAGAACGGUGUAUAUGAUAGUAAAUACAACUCUGUGAGUUUUCUUGUAACAUUUGCAGAAAUGUGUAUUUCAUAGAACUUAUUGCUCAAGAUGUAGAAGUUUAGAUUUCAGAGUACUUUGAGCUUAGGGUGAGAUAUUUUUUGAUUUUGUUUUGGUUUUUCCCAAGAGAGAAUAAAAAAGCAUGAACUGCUAAAUAUUUUAUGUCUUUUUUUCCCCAUUGUCAAAUAAAAAUAUUUUUUCCUUCAAGAUCAGUUCUUAAUUAAUAAUUAGUUAUUAAUUUUACAUUGCUUAACUUUGGAUCAUGCUUUGCUUUGUUCUGGUUGGCAUUUAUGCAGAAUUGGGCAAGUCCCCUUCUAUAACCUUAGGAGACUUGUUUACAUUAAAGUGUCCUUGCCUUGGAUGGGCUGUGUGUUUGUCAUUCAUACAGUUCCUAAAGAUAUUCCAGAGAUGAUACCAUGAGGAUCCCCACUAACUGAUUUCCCAUCAAAGCAGUUGCUCUGCCCUCUAACAAAAUCUGUAAUUUUCACCAAUGACCAACAGCAUAAGUAAUGCACAGAGUAACCAUGAACACCCAAUGAAGUGGAAAGCCUUGUUUUUUGAUUUAGGUGUUCCCUGUACUUGAAACAAGCCAUCCUUGCAUACAAGUUAAAAAAAAAAAUAAAUUUAAUAACAGUUUUUCUUUUCCUUUCUGUGUGUUUCUAUGCUGCUGCUGGGUUUCUGGAGGGAAGUUUUGAAUCUAGAGGUCUCGUCAGCUGUGCAGGGUUAGGAUGAGGCUACUGGAGAACUCAGAGGAUGUGGCUUUUGCACUUGGGGUAGAACAAGUGUGACAGCACUAUGCUAAUGGACUGGCAGACAGGAGGAAACAUUUUUGAACAGACUAGGUGUCCUGUGGCUCUCUUGUUUGAGGAGAUGGGGCUGUGUUGCACUGCCGUCCACAGUCCAGACUACCUCUACAUGGGUUUUUGCCAGGUAGGUUUGUUUGAGUUUCUGUGGGCUUUGGGAGGAACCCCAGCUAGGGCCCACCCUUGUUUGUGUGCAAAGGGGAUGCAUCUGGUCCAGAUGGUGGUUUGUACCACGACAUAAACAUUUUGAAGUCCUGAGUACAAAAAGAAUGCGAGUCUCACGUGCUCCCUUCCAGAGCAGAAGAAUAACAGCGAUUACAAACGGACUACAAAAAUAUAUGUAAUUACAGAAAAACAACCCUUAAACAUUGUAUAGGCACCUUUGGGUUGCUCUGGUAAUGUUUUAUGCCUAUACUUGUCUCUUUUGCAGAUCUUGGAAGGCUAAAAAUAUUUCCUAAGAGAGAAAGGCUUUUUCCAGAAAUGCCAGGCUGGAGACUCAGGGAGAACAUAAUUGACUGAAUUUCACCAGACUGGCACCUGCAGCUUGGUGGCACAGCAAGAGGCCCCACACCUGCCUUGUUUUCACCUAACUAAAGGCAAGUUGGAUGUGAGCAAUGACAGAACUAAGUGGGCUGCAAGUCCAUGAUUCAGCAAGGUGGAUGCUCCAAGUAACAUUUGAUAAGGCUGGAAGGUUUACCUUUUUACCCUGAGUGUGAGUGAGACAGUGCAAGCAAUAACAGAUUUUCUAUGAAGCUCAAGUUUCUUGUAAACCAGCAAUAGGAAUAAGUGCAAUAAAUGAACAGCCCCGUCUUAACAGGGACUAGUGGGCAGCAAUGUUGCAAAGUUGUGGUUGAGGCAUUUUCAGUUCAUUACCCAGUUUCUGUCUAAUUGAAGGCCAAAUUUCAUCUAUGGUGAACUGUCCCAUCAUAUUUUACACUGCAUGUACAUGUGUUGCUCUGUGCCUUUUUUGUACAUGUGCUUGUUGGUUGAAAUUAGUCUUACCUUAAUACAGUGCCAUACAGUGGCAGAUCCAGCAUGAUUUUCUCUUUAGUAAAAUAUUUAAGGGCUGUUUUUUUUAUCGUUACAUAACUCAGCAAAUGCACUGGCUGGUUUGCUGUCACUUGUGCCCGUUGAAGCUUUCCCUUCUCCUCCCUGCCUUAAAGGCUUCCCAGCCUGCUGUGAGCCUGCAGCAUC